AAAGAUCUGCCAUCUCCAGCCUGCCCUUCUAUUAAACCAAAACAUCUGUACCCAGUAAAUGCACAUUAUAAGCCUGGGGUUCGUUAAAUAAAGCACCAAAUGCACCUAUUCAUUAAACUCAGUUUGUUUUUAAGGAUUUUGAACACGGACAUUUCAGUUAACAGAUGGGUUGGUUGUGCCAGUAACUUUUCAUUACACUGUUAAAUCAGGGCUUCUGGUGGGUUCGUAGUGUUUCUCCUCUCUGCAAGUAGUGACGCCAUAUGGUAUCAGGCAACAUUAAGGGCAUAGAUUGUUUAUGUACAAAACAGACGUCAUUAGGGAACAAAGAGAUCGCAGAUAGGAUGGACAUGCGUACCCAGUCAAGGCCCCAGAGGGUAUUUAAACCAGGCUAGAAGACCAGUGCGGUGUGGGUAGCUGUACCGCAAACUUAUGUUGUGUUUCAGUGACCUUCCCGUUGGCCAGUGUGAUUUACAAUAAACUUUUACUUUCUUCAGUAAAUUGUUUAUUUUCUCAUGAUGGCACAAAACACAGACAUGGAACUGCUCUUGGACUCCUUCAAGAAGUUUGCCAUCCAUGGAGACACCAAAGCCACUGGGAAGGAGUUGAAUGGGAAAAACUGGGCCAAACUUUGCAAAGACUGUAAGGUCAUUGAUGGAAAGAACGUCACCAGCACCGAUGUAGAUAUCGUAUUCACUAAAGUGAAAGCAAAGACUUCUCGGGUCAUCACUUAUGAGGAAUUCCAGAAGGCUCUGGAGGAAUUAGCACCAAAAAGAUUCAAAGGUCAGAGCAAAGAGGAAUCCUUGAAGUCCAUCCACAAGUUGAUCGAGGGCAAAGAGCCCACCAAUGUUGGCAUAACGAAAAUAGCCAAGACUGCCACAGUGGAGCGCUUGACGGACCCGUCCAAGUACACGGGUUCCCACCGAGAGCGUUUCGAUGAGAGCGGGAAGGGGAAAGGCAGGGGCGGGCGGGAGGAGCUGGUGGAGAACACCGGCUACGUUAGCGCGUACAAGAACGCGGGGACCUACGAGGAGAAAACCAAAGCCAAGUGAACCCUGUGACGUAGGGCGGAGUGAGACGAGCUCGCUCAUCCACGUUCGGGGGCUUGAGACUGAAUCAGAGCUCGGCCAACAUCCGCGGCCCGGUAAUUAACGGCGGAGAGCCGCGGUUUCCUGGAGCUAACCGGACUGCAGAAACGAUUGCCUUUUGAUCUCCGGCAAAUAUCCCGCGGCUCAAUUUCAACGCAUAAAACGAGACUCACAAAGCGGGAGCCUGCUGAUGGAGUGGAUCGUCUCUUUAUGGAGUCAUCUUAUUAAUUCUCCCUCUUUGUUUAAAACCCAGAGGAGUAAUAACACAAUCUGCUCUGUUUUGCUUUGUAUGAUUCUGAAUAUUUCUGUGUUAAUGUAUUGCUUUCAAUUGCUGACUUCAAUCAUGUAAUUCAUGACAUACUUAAAUAUGCUCCUGUUUGUAACCUAUGCACUGCUUUUUAGUUACUGUUAUACUGCAGUCUCAUUCCCCAUUUCUGGUUUGUAACUUGUUAGUUUACUGUCUUGUGUAACUUUGUAACUUUGUGUUUUAUGUGAGGAUCCCCCUUGCAAAAGAGAUUUCGAUAACACAAAUAUCCUUUUCUGCCAGGUUGUUUACCAGCCAAUUACAACUUCAUUUAUCAAUUGCACAUCUUUAUUUGACCUCUUUGUCCCUUAAAGCUGUUACCUUCAACAUAAUCAACAAUUCAUUGUACUGUAAUUACAUUUUCUAAAUACAUAUUUUAAGACUAUGCUAGCAUUUGUUCCAUAAUCCAGGAUGUUCAAAAUCUAUUAAACAAUUAUUUGUGCUUA
Molecule: messenger RNA, 1835 nt
Organism: Anguilla rostrata (American eel)
Lineage: Eukaryota; Metazoa; Chordata; Actinopteri; Anguilliformes; Anguillidae
Gene: tppp3
Product: tubulin polymerization-promoting protein family member 3
Exons: 4
Coding region: 513-1049 (178 amino acids)
Biological process (GO): microtubule polymerization; positive regulation of protein polymerization; microtubule bundle formation
Cellular component (GO): microtubule
Molecular function (GO): tubulin binding
Source: RefSeq, a predicted model, not a curated record